This is a messenger RNA of Anopheles maculipalpis, 2832 nucleotides long. RefSeq names its product leukocyte receptor cluster member 8 homolog. The transcript has 4 exons. Bases 4 to 2832 code for a protein of 942 amino acids. The record is from RefSeq and is a predicted model, not a curated record. Gene Ontology annotation, cellular component: nucleus. NCBI's taxonomy places the organism in Eukaryota, Metazoa, Arthropoda, Insecta, Diptera, Culicidae.
GCGAUGCAUUUAGGUGAAACAGUCGUAAGUAGGAUUAUGAACUCGCAAGAUCAAUCAUUGAGUCAGCAAGCUGCUUGGAUGGCAGCUGCCCAGGCAGUCCAGCAGCAGCAGCAGCAGUCCGCUGCUGGUGGGGGAUACCCGGGACCGUACGGGAUGAAUCAGCAACAGCAACAGCAGCAGCAGCAAUAUGCGCAAUUUUAUGCAUUGUACCAGCAGCUGCAGUACAACAAUUCCGGCAGUGGCCCCAUGCAGGGCGGUAUGGGAUCGGCAGGUUUUGGUGCAGCAAACAGUAACAAAGGCGCUAGCAAUGUCGGUGGCAACAUGAACAAUUCUUCAUCCGGUUUUGGUUCUGGCCCAAUGUCCGAUAACAGUAACGGCGGUGGUAUGGGAAUGACGGGCAACAACUUUUUCAGCUCUCCUCAGCAACAAAAUCAGCAGCAGCAGCAACAACAGUCUGGUAACGAUUCGAUGGGUUUUAACAAGCAGGCACCGAGUCAAUUUGGGCCGAUUCGUUUUAAUAUAAAUAAGCACCCGCAGCGGGUCAGCCCAAUCGUUGCCAGCAAUCCACUCGCCCAGGCCAGCCAAAUACACGCCCAACAGCAACAGCAGCACAUCCAGCAGCAGCAACAUCAGCAGAUGAUGGCUGCCUUCCAGAGCGGAGGGGCGGGAGGUAAGAAGAAGCGCAAGAAGAACAAAAACAACGGCAUGAACAACAGUGCUAUCCAACACGGCAAUCCUAAUAGUGGUAACAUUUUCAUGAACGGUGGUGGCAUGGUCGGUUCAACGGCGACCAACAUUCCACCACUAAUGCCAGCCGGUUCACUUCCGGUUUCACCCGGCAAUGCAGCGACCAACUUUCCAACGCCUCCGCCUGAUCUAAGCAAACCACCUCCACCGCUUCCCUCAGCUCCGUCACAGAUUCCCGGUGGCAUUAGCAUGUUGCCGCAACCGCAAGCUCCAACACCACCGGUCGUAAGUGCCGCUAAAAAGCCCGAUCCGUUCCACAAUCCAACCGAUGAUUGGCCGCAAAGUUUGAACAAUUUCGUUGCACGAUGCUACGCGAAGUGUAAAACGGAUUUCGACAAGGAUCAGAUCGAUAUUUGCCUGAAGGGACGCAUUACGGCUGCCGCUAACAAGGGUGAAUUGUGGACGAAAGACUGGGACAACGAACCGGUCCCGAGUGUGCACAGCGAGCGCAACCAGCAGGUACUGUUACCGCCUAACAUUAAUGGCGGUGGUGUGUUGGGAAUGUCCUCCAAUAAGGCAGGCAAGGGAAUGGGCAGUAUCACCCCGUACCAGAGUCCGCUCGGGAAUGUUAAGGGCGGUCAGCAGUUACCCUUCGGUGGGAAGAAACAAUCUCCAAACGCUGGCAUUUCGCCUUCGAUCGGUACACGGAUGGGCAUGAAAUCGGGCAAUUCUUCUUCCGCUGGGAGAAAGAUGCGCCCGUCACGUUCGCGGUCCCGCUCACCCAGCCGGUACAGCAGCAGUGGCAGCCGUAACCGUCGUAGUCGAUCGUCUAGCGAUGAUUCGCGGUCACCACGCCGCAAGAACCGACUAAGAUCUUCGAGCAGCAGUGAUAACGAUAGUCGUGGUCCUUACUCGAACAAACCGAUUGGUGGCAAGGGUAACAACAACAAGCAGCAACAGAAGCACAAAAAUCAAAAAAAUCAGCUAAACAAGCAAAAUCAACGUAAAUCGCACGGUGGAUUCUACUCCGAACACGGCCAGAUCGGUGGUGCAGUGGAGGGUGAUUUGGAGCAGCUGAAAAAGCGUGCGGCACGGUUUAACAGCCAGGGUGGCAAGAAAGUUCCGCCCGUUGUUGCAUCGAACAUUGUGUCACCGUUCGGUAAGAAGGAUCGUCGGCAGACAAUGCCAACGACUUCCCGUAUUUUUAUCGACGAUCCAACGGGCGAUCGGUACAAUAACGAGGAGGAUGAGGUAGAUCUGUUCGAUCUACACAUUGUCGGUACGUGUCGCGAUUUGGAAAAGAGCUUUUUGCGCUUAACGAAAGCUCCGGCCCCGUCCGAGGUGCGGCCGGUGGAGGUGUUGCGCCAUUCGCUGCAGAACGUCAAGAAGAGAUGGGUCGAAAAGCAGGACUAUUUCUAUGCCUGUGAUCAGUUAAAAUCCAUCAGGCAGGAUUUAACGGUACAAGGUAUUCGGGAUGCAUUCACUGUGCAGGUAUACGAAACACAUGCCCGUAUUGCGAUGGAGAAGGGUGACCACGAAGAGUUUAACCAGUGCCAGACGCAACUCAAAAUGCUGUACACCGAUGUGGGCGGUGAGAAUGCGCUCGAGUUUACCGCGUACCGGAUCCUGUACUAUAUCUUCACCAAAAACACACUAGAUUUGACCACCAUUCUCAAGUCUUUGACGGCAGUGGAUAAGGAAAGUGAUAUUGUAGGGUUUGCGCUCCGGCUUCGAUCAGCUUGGGCGUUGAGCAAUUAUAGCACUUUCUUCAAGCUUUAUCGCGAAGCGCCCUUGAUGGCAGGUUAUUUGAUCGAUUGGUUCAUCGAGCGCGAACGCAAACUAGCACUCAAAUCCAUUAUCAAAGCUUAUCGUCCCAAUAUACCGGUGGAAAUGGUCAGCCAAACGCUGGCAUUCGACAGCGAGGAGAAGUGUGGCGAGUGGUUAGAGUCAUUAGAAAUUAUCAUGACCACCGUACCAGUGCCCGCGGCCAAACCGACCACCGUGGACGGAACGAGCGUGGAAUCGAGUGUUGCUGCUACUGCUGCCGAUGUUGCUGUUGUUGAUGCGGAAUGGAAAAGUGUAACAAGUGCGAUGAGAAAAGUGAUCGACUGCAAGCUAUGCAUGAAUGUGCUGGCCAAUUUCUAA